Molecule: messenger RNA, 519 nt
Organism: Puntigrus tetrazona (Sumatra barb)
Lineage: Eukaryota; Metazoa; Chordata; Actinopteri; Cypriniformes; Cyprinidae
Product: calpain-3-like
Exons: 2
Coding region: 32-370 (112 amino acids)
Biological process (GO): proteolysis
Cellular component (GO): cytoplasm
Molecular function (GO): calcium-dependent cysteine-type endopeptidase activity
Source: RefSeq, a predicted model, not a curated record
GCUUCACAGUCUUCUCUCUCUGCCUAUCAGGAUGUCUCUGGCCGAUUUCUGCCAGAACUUCGACACGAUAGAGGUCUGUCACCUGAGCGAAGAAACGCUGAGCGAGAGCGGAGUCAAAAAGCCCUGGAAAUGUACAUCACAUCACGGACGAUGGGUUUCUUGGCAAGGGCCUCCUCAGUACAGCCUGACCCUGCUGGAGGAGGACGACGACCCCAGUGACCCUGAACUAACGUGCUCAUUCCUGCUGGCGCUCAUGCAGAAACACAUUCGUCUGAAAGGAAUGACGCUGCUGAAGGCCGCGCUGCACAUAUACAAGGUUUCACACAUGUGGUUCAAGCGUGUGUUGUUGGACGUGAAAGCUGCGGUCUGAUUGGUUGGCUAUAUAUAGUAUAAAUAGUUCCUAAACUGCUACAAUGAACACUUCGAUGUAAAGUAUUAAAACAAAACGUACCUGAAAUAUGAAUAAAAUCUAUAAUAGUAAUUUGCCUUUCAUUUUAAUUUUAUUAAAUGAAUUCUUUU